AAAAAACCUGAAAAGAAACAUGUUACUAAGAAAACCAUGGAUUCAGUCAUUGAUGAAAAUGACAAAAAUACAACAGAAAUUGCAAGAAAUGAAGUUGCAAUUGCUGUAAAAAAGGCAGCUACAGUGAAAAGGCUGAAAUUGCUGGAAGAACAGAGAAAAAAGAAGAAUGAGAAGUUAGCAUCUGUGAAACCCAAAAAGCCGGUGAACAAAAAAUCAAAUCCAAUUCAAGGUCCAGUUACUUGUUCUCCCCCUCCAAAUUUGAUUGCGAAAAGCUCUGCAUGUUUACCAUCAGCACCAAAUAAUGUCACAUCAUCCCAGUCUUACACCCCACAGAAAAUUUGUUCGUCCAAUCUUUCAGUCAGUUUAGUGAAGGACCGAAUCAAUGAAGAUCCCAUUCACGGACAAGAUUCAAUUUGUGAAACGCCUAUUACUAAAAUCACAACUUCCGAAGAAAUUUCCCUUGUCUCCAUAGUAACUGACGAUGAAAAUUUGGCAAACGAUAACCCACUAUCUUUGUUAGAAAACCCUCUAGACAUAUUUGAAUUUUCUGAGGAUGAAGCAAUGGCACUUGACUCUCUAAGUCAACCGAAAAUUGUUUCCCCAGUGAGAUCUACGAAUUCCCUCGUGCCUUCUUUAAAGGCAAAUACGCACUCAAAUAUCAACUGUGAUAUUUCUACCAAAUUUUCAUUUCCUGCUAAGAGUUUACUCAAGUCAGUUGAGAAAACGAAGGAUUCGCCUAGCGAGACACGUCGUACCAAACAGAAACCAACUUGCCAAUCAGAAAGUUCGGAAGGUAUUAAUGGAGGUUUACCUUUAGAGAAAUCUAGAUCUAAAAAUAAAGCAUUUUCGGCUGUUGCCGCUGCUAGAAAGCGCAAAUACCCUGAAAAUGGGGAAAAUACCAAUCAAUCUCUUACUACCAGCUGUGCCAUACUCUCUCAUUGUACAUCAGAAAAAGAAACGGAAACUGUUCAAAGUGCACCUGUAAAGAAAAAAAUUAAACAUACCAGUUGUUCCAUACUUUCAUACUUAUGUACACCAGAAAAAGGAAGGAAAACAUCUGUUAAUGCACCUUUAAAGAAAAACCAACUGCCCAGAGAUGACAGCUGCUCUCCUCCAUCAAGUACACAGAAAAAGUGAAUAUUUGUGUCGGAUGAAUAUUGUCGUCAUUGCGCAACGUGUUUUUUAAAUUAAUGUAUUGUAAUCUUGAAACGAAAUAAAAUCUUUGUGUCAUUUA
Messenger RNA from Daphnia pulicaria, 1234 nucleotides. RefSeq lists its product as uncharacterized. Lineage: Eukaryota; Metazoa; Arthropoda; Branchiopoda; Diplostraca; Daphniidae. The record is from RefSeq and is a predicted model, not a curated record. Bases 37 to 1137 code for a protein of 366 amino acids. The transcript is spliced from 2 exons.